GGCCAGCGCAGACCCAGCCCCCUCCUGCCCCCCAGGGCUGCGGCGGGACGAGGAUGCUGUGGGGCCGGGGGCUGCUGGUGCUGUGUGUGGGCCUGGCGCUGGCCAAGCCGCCCCCCGAGAAGCGGGACCGGGUGCACCACGGGCAGGAGCUGAGUGACCACCCGCACGACGACCGCCAGGGCUUCCAGUACGACCACGAGGCCUUCCUGGGCAAGGAGCAAGCCAAGACCUUCGACCAGCUCACGCCCGAGGAGAGCCGGGAGCGCCUGGGCCAAGAACCCCUCAGCCCCAGGGAAGAUGAGGAAACGAUUGAAGACAUUGACAAGAACGGGGACGGCUACGUGCAGGUGGACGAGUACAUCGGCGACAUGUACACCCCCGAGAGCGGCGAGCCGGAGCCCGACUGGGUGCAGAGCGAGCGGCAGCAGUUCCUGGAUUUCCGGGACCUGGACCGGGACGGGCGGCUGGACCGGGCCGAGAUCGGCCACUGGAUUUUGCCCCAGGACUACGACCACCCCGAGGUGGAGGCCAAGCACCUGCUCUUCGAGUCCGACAAGGACAAGGACGAGCGGCUGACGAAGCAGGAGAUCCUCGACAACUGGAACAUGUUCGUGGGCAGCCAAGCCACCAACUACGGGGAGGAUCUGACCCGCAAACACGACGAGCUGUGACCAGGGGGGCUCGGGCCCCCCUGCCCCCCACAACACCACUGCAAGGACCCUGGGGGGAGGGGACUUAUUUAUUGGGGGGCUAUAUGGAUUUGGAGAUGUGACAUUUACUCUGCCGUGUGGUAGGGCACGGACUAGGAGGCUGGGGGCGAGGGGCUGGGAGCCAGGACUCCUGGGUUCUCCGCCACCCGCCCCCGCACCACUCUGGGGUUAGAGCGGAGGAAGGGCAGCACUCCUGGGUUCCAUCCCCAGCUCCUUGUGCCCAGGGAGAGCCAUUCCCUUCCCUGUGCCUCGGUUUACCUGUGGGCUGCUGGCAGAACAGACCCCUCCCCCCCACCUGCACUGUAAAAAGCAACAGUAUUAACACGGGGGGGGGCUGAUGGACACACACACAUCCCCCCCCCGCAGUGACCGAGGUUUCUAGGCCCCGCCCCUCACGGCGGGGGGAUGCUAGCAAAAUGGUCGCUGUGGCGGGGCACAGGAGCGGCUCCCCAGCCCCCCCCUUCUGCAGCAGGCAUUAGUUGCCAGCGAGUGGGCGGGGGGUGCAGGGAGUGGGGGGGGAGUCGGGACUGCUGGGGGGGGGGGUCGGAC
Messenger RNA from Chrysemys picta bellii (western painted turtle), 1259 nucleotides. The record is from RefSeq and is a predicted model, not a curated record. Lineage: Eukaryota; Metazoa; Chordata; Testudines; Emydidae.